AUGUUGCAUUGUUAUACUCAUACCUUAUGGAGUUUACUGUUUUCGUUCGGAUACCGUUACUAUGUGCUGAGUCAUCCUACACCGAGACCACGAAUUAUUAUUUUUCUUAUUUCUUUGAUAUACAUUCCAUCUUUCUUCCAGUUUGUGUCGUUUUGUUUUGCUAGCGACGAUAUCAGUGAGGUGAGACAAGCGAUGGCAAAGCAUUUCAACUAUAACGUGACCUCACAAUGUGUUACCGGUCAUGUCAGUAUUUUUAAAUGGAGCGUGAUGUACUCAAACCUUCACAUGACACUACCAGUUAUUCCGGUGUACAUUGCUGUUCUCGUUCUGAGAAGGCUUACAAUAGUCAAGCUUCACUCUGAUACAGCUCUAUCGGAAAAGACUAAACAUCUUCACAAACAACUGCUC
This is a messenger RNA of Ostertagia ostertagi, 408 nucleotides long. Lineage: Eukaryota; Metazoa; Nematoda; Chromadorea; Rhabditida; Trichostrongylidae. The record is from the annotation of a GenBank genome assembly.